Molecule: messenger RNA, 3399 nt
Organism: Salvelinus sp. IW2-2015
Lineage: Eukaryota; Metazoa; Chordata; Actinopteri; Salmoniformes; Salmonidae
Product: serine/threonine-protein kinase 26
Biological process (GO): negative regulation of cell migration; protein phosphorylation
Cellular component (GO): cytoplasm
Molecular function (GO): protein serine/threonine kinase activity; ATP binding
Source: RefSeq, a predicted model, not a curated record
AAAGCCAGCCAGCCACAUCAACGUAGUUCUGACAACAAGUCGUCGACUGCUUGCACUUUUGGAUUGUAUUUUUUACUAGCUAAAUACACAGAUGAAUAGCCUGUCGUAACAUCAAAGACAUUGUUUUACAACUAUAAAUUAAUGUUAAAACAUCAAUAUCGAUGUCAUGGAAUAGUCAGUCGCCUGUUGUUUUGAAGUAGCUAGCCUAGCGUUAAGGCUGGGUGUGUAAUGUCAGCUAGCUACGACGACUUUAGCAGUUAGCUACGUUUUUCAAAGGAAAAUAGGUUGCUACCGUUAACUAGCGAAUAAUAAACCACAAACUGGGUUGCCUGACGUUAGUUCGCUAGGUUAGUUAUCUAAAACGUUAAUCGGUUGGUUUUCUGUUAUUCAUUUGGAUGCGGAAGAUGGCCCAGUCACCGGUUGCGGUGCAAGUGCCUGGGAUGCAGAACAGCCGGACGGACCCCGAGGAGCUGUUCACCAAGCUGGAGCGUAUUGGAAAGGGCUCCUUCGGCGAGGUGUUCAAGGGCAUCGACAACCGCACCCAGAAUGUGGUGGCCAUCAAGACCAUUGACCUGGAGGAGGCUGAGGAUGAGAUCGAGGACAUCCAGCAGGAGAUCACCGUGCUCAGCCAGUGUGACAGCCCCUACGUCACCAAGUACUACGGCUCCUACCUCAAGGGCAGUAAACUAUGGAUCAUUAUGGAGUACCUUGGUGGUGGCUCAGCUCUGGACCUGCUGCGAGCAGGGGCAUUUGACGAGUUUCAGAUUGCGACCAUGCUGAAGGAGAUCUUGAAGGGCCUGGACUACCUCCACUCCGAGAGGAAGAUUCACAGGGACAUCAAAGCGGCCAACGUGCUCCUGUCCGAGUGUGGCGAAGUGAAGCUGGCAGACUUUGGCGUGGCGGGCCAGCUGACAGACACCCAGAUCAAACGGGAGACGUUCGUGGGCACGCCCUUCUGGAUGGCCCCUGAGGUCAUCCAACAGUCUGCCUACGACUCCAAGGCUGAUAUUUGGUCUCUGGGCAUCACUGCCAUCGAGCUGGCCAAGGGUGAGCCUCCCAACUCAGACAUGCACCCCAUGCGGGUCCUCUUCCUCAUACCAAAGAACACCCCACCCACCCUCAGUGGAGACUUCUCCAAGACCUUCAAAGAGUUUAUAGACUCCUGCCUCAACAAAGACCCUUCAUUUAGGCCAACAGCUAAGGAGCUUCUGAAGCACAAGUUCAUAGUGAAGAAUGCCAAGAAGACGUCCUACCUCACUGAGCUGAUAGACCGGUUGAAACGCUGGAAGGCCGAGGGACACAGUGACGGAGACUCCAGCUCUGAAGACUCUGACUCGGAGUCCAGCAACAAGGAGAAUGACUCCUCCCAGCCAGGCUGGUCCUUUACUACUGUUCGCAAGAAGAAAGACCCGAAUAAUGUUUCCAAUGGAAUGGACCAAGACCUCCUGAAGAAGUCUGCCAGCUUGACCACACUGAUCGCCCCGGUAUUCACCGAGCUGCAGCGCAGGGAUGGACAGACGAAGGGAGGGAUAGAGGAGCUGGAGAAAAACCUCCACAUGGCUGAGGACAUCUGCCCUGGAGUCACAGACAAGAUGGUCAACCGCAUCGUCGACAAGUUCCAGAGGUGAGUUAGGGGACAGCAGGGGGGGGGGACUAUAGUUAGUGACGUAGACUAGGCUAUUGGCUGGAUGGUUCUUCUGGAGAUUACAUGUUACAAUUUGGAGAUUACAUGUUACAAUUUGGAGAUKACAUGUUACAAUUUGGAGAUUACAUGUUACAAUUUGGAGCAGGUGGCCUUCAACUGUGUUUUUCUUUCUGUGGACUUUUCCAUCAGAUUUUCUGUGCGUUAGUGGCAUGUGGAGGGCAGGUUUAGACGCUUGAUAGGAACGCCUCCAGAGUGCAUCAAUCAGCCUCUAUGCCUUUUCCCCAUCAUCCCCCCAUUCCUUUUCCCACCAUCCUCCAUGCCUCUCCUCUGAUCAGCCCCCCAGGACCAUUGGAUGCAGGGAAAGAGGGAGGACUCCUGCUGUGCACACCACUGAUCUUAUAACCAAAAAUGUUUUUUUUUUCAUGUAUAUUUGUUGAAAUAUGUUUCUGCUAUUUUAUUUAACCCCUUUUUAAAGUAGGCUCAAGCUGGUGCCCAAAGCAGAGCGUGUUAAUGUUAUAUUAGUCAAUAGUAUUUAGUUUUGUAAUAUUUUAAGUCUUAAAAAAAAAAUAAAAAAAAAAAAGAUUAUAAGGACGUAACAUCAAUCUUCUGCUGAGCAUAAGACGUCUACUUAAGUCAGUUUAGUUUUCAAUUUUGAGUUCAUUUUUUUACUGCUACUAAAAAUGUUUAAGUAGUUAUAUUGUAGAUGUUCAGUGUACUGCACUUGUUUCCGAUGUCUAGCUUACCAUCUUCAUGUCACUUGUAGCAUUUAGAAACCUGCUGUUUGGAGAACUGCAUAUCUUGUCAAACCACAGGAGUUCAAUACCUCUGCUGAGAGCAGUCCGUGGGUGGGGGAAAGGCUCAGACCAGUGGAUGUCCAUAAAUGGAAACUUCUGUUCGGUGACAAUUGGAAAAGGGGGUCACUUGUUUGGGCAUUAGGAAAGACUGUAUAGGAAAUGGGAAGACUUUGCUGCGCAAAAGCUGUAUCACGCUCUCUCAUUCCAAAAGAUACAAAUCAUAUCUAUCUGAUGGGAUCUUAGCUCUAUAAGGGCAAUCCUAUUGGAGGUCUACUUCUGAAGGAAAUAUGCACUGCACACACUUUGAUGGGGGUGCAGCUUUUUCUAAAUAUGCUUGCUAGUUAUUUCCCUACUUCGACUAGAUCUCAAGGGAKACGGGGUACUUUUCUGUCUUCAAGACACUAUGCUCUCCCUCGACCAAAAAUACGUGACACGUGCUCAAGUGAAAUGGCAAUGUCGCUAUUGUAAUGUUUGAAACAUUGGUCUGAGUCCUUGAGGACUCUACGGGGAGUCGCGUCCUUUUGAACAAAUCCCAAAUAAAGAUUUUAUCAGCCAAGCUCAGACACAUACAAAAGGGUGCCAUCUUUGGUGGUGACAGAGCCCGUUUUGGAAGGGAGGGAAGUAUGCCAACUUAACAUCCAAUGGUGCCUAAAACUUAAUUGUAGUGAUAUUCUCUAUUUAAUUGUGGUCAUGUAUCAUCGAAUGCAUUAAAUAGUAAUAAUACGUUUGUGAAGGCAAUAAUGCAUUUGAUCAUUGCAUAUUUUUGUAUUUUCCUCAUCAAUUACAUGCAGAUGGAAAACAAGAUUUUUUUUUUUAUAUUUCUGUAUCUGAACUUUAUAAAAGAAACUGUUGACUUAGCUUUACAGGAAGCUGUCAAAUGUAUAUAUUGGAUAGUCUUUGCUUCAAUCGUUGCAAAAUUCAUUUUGGUUUGGUCUUGAAAAUAAAUAUUUAAAUUAUGAA